Phialemonium atrogriseum is the source of this 4732-nucleotide messenger RNA. Its product is annotated as transcription elongation factor. Gene Ontology annotation, molecular function: DNA binding; histone binding; nucleosome binding. Bases 203 to 4450 code for a protein of 1415 amino acids. NCBI's taxonomy places the organism in Eukaryota, Fungi, Ascomycota, Sordariomycetes, Cephalothecales, Cephalothecaceae. Gene Ontology annotation, cellular component: transcription elongation factor complex. The transcript is spliced from 4 exons. Gene Ontology annotation, biological process: transcription elongation by RNA polymerase II; transcription elongation-coupled chromatin remodeling; nucleosome organization. The record is from RefSeq and is a predicted model, not a curated record.
AACCAAACUAAGAGCUAUUCGAAGCUGCGCUGCCCUUGCUUUGCUUGAUCUGGCCAAACCCCCUAGGGAUUGGGAGAAUUUAAACCGACUGAAAAAAAAUCCCCGAGAGCGGCUGAUUCGAAUUUCCACUCCCUCUUUCUUUCUCUCCCUCUACAUAAUCGGAUUCCUGCUUGUUGCACGUUCACUGCAAUAUCCUGCCAAAAUGAGCACCGCCCUGAAGAAUCUGAUUGAUGGGGAGGCCGAACUCGAUGACGAGGAAGAUGACGAGUCAUUCGAUGAAGAAACUGGCGAAAUUCACCGGAGAGCUAACAAGGGCGCCCAUAUCGAUGAUUCAAGCGAGGAAGAUGAAGACGAUGAUGACGAGGAAGAAGCUAGAAGAAUCCGAGAAGGAUUCAUUGUCGAAGAUGAAGAAGAGGAUGAAGCCGAAGACUCGGACGAGCGGGAGCGCCGAAAGAAGAAGAAGCGCCGUCGCGCCGAACGCGAGGAGGAAGAACGGCUAGACGAGGAAGAUCUUGAUCUCAUCGGAGAAGCUAUCCCCGACUGGGAGCGCAAAACUACAACCCAGACCAAGUUUAAACGUCUCAAGCGUGGACACCGCGACGAAGACCGAGCUCCCGAACGUCGUGGUCUUGCCGAGAUCUUUUCCGACGAGGAUGAGGAGGCGAAUGACGACAGGCCCUAUGGCCGUCCCGGCCACCGGGCUCAAGCUGAUGAAUUCGAAGAUUUCAUCGAGGAAGACUUCCCCGAGGACGAGGAAGAACGUAUUCAGCGCCAGGAGGAUAUGGAAGUUGCCCGAGCCAAGGGUCUCGCGGGCACUGUUGUGGACGCGGCCGGGCUAGACAAGGAUGCCCUUGAUGACAUGGAAGCGAUCUUCGGCAAUGGCGAAGAGUACGACUGGGCCUUACAACUCGAGGAAGAGGAAGAGGAUCGCGAGCGGGAGGAGCAGUCUAUUGAACUCAAAGACGUCUUCGAACCGUCCCAGCUUACAGAGAAGCUUCUCACCGACGAGGACAACGAGAUCCGCUUCAAUGACGAGCCCGAGCGCUUCCAGAUCGAUCGAAAGCCGUUCAAGAACCUGCAAAUUACGACGGAGCAAUUCAGGGAGGAGGCUAGGUGGAUUACCAACCUGAUAUGGCCCAAGAAAAUGCUUUCCAAGGAUCUCGAAGGUCCCUUCACGAAGGCGAUCGGCAAGGUCCUGGAGUUUUUCGUCAUUGACGGUGUUGAGGUCCCCUACAUUUUCCAGCAUCGUAGGGACUACCUUAUCCACGCGAGGAAGACGAGGAACCCCACCCACCAGGACGACGACCCCGAGGCACUUGAAUAUACCGUCGACGCCGAGAAGCUGCUGACCCAGGACGAUCUGUGGCGAAUCCUGGAGCUUGACAUAAAGUUCCGCUCGUUGGUUGAGAAGCGGAAUGUUCUCGAGAGAACCGUCGACAACCUCAAGUCCGGUGCUGACGUCGAAGACAAAAUGCUCGCAGACAUGAUCCCCAAGGCGGAGACGAUGGAGGAUCUGCAAGACCUGCAGGACUACGUCAACUUCCAGUAUUCGGCGCAACUGAAGGACCUCGCGGCAAUGGGGAAUGGCGCGUCGAAGGAGACCAAGCGCCCGGGCGCGAAAUCGGGCGUCUUUGAGAGGAUCAGGAGAUGUAAAGCAUACGGCUUCGUCCGUGCCUACGGCAUAUCUCCAGAUCGGCUAGCGCAAAAUGCCAUGAGAGAGGCCAAGGUGUCGUCGGAUGACGAUGCGAAACUUCCGGUGGAUCUCGCCGACAGCCUUACCGAUGGAGACUUCCUCACGGCGGACGAGGUGAUGAACGCUGCCCGGCAAAUGUACGCCGAGGAGCUUUUCGUCAGCCCCCGGAUGCGCAGGUACUUCAGAAUGAAUUACUACGAGAUGGGGCUGGUCAGCUGCCGCCGAACCGAAAAGGGACUUCGAAAGAUUGACGAGUCGCACCCUUACUACGAAGUCAAAUAUCUCGUUAACCAGACCAUAAGAGAUCUGGCGAGACAGCCCGAAGUUUUCCUAAAGAUGAUGAGGGCCGAGGAAGAGGGUCUCGUCGAGGUUCGGUUGAGGCUAGAGAACGAGCGGGAAUUCAGACGUAGCCUCUACUCCGAGUUCGCAUCAGACAACUUUAGCGAGCUGGCCGAUGCAUGGAAUGAAGAGCGCCAGAAAGUGCUUGAUCUUUCAUUCGCGAAGCUCGAGAAGGUCAUCACAAAGGGGGUCAAGGAUUCCCUCCGGACUGCCUGCCAGGAGGAGCUCCUCAAGACGUGCCGCGAGGAAUACUUUAAGCGGCUCGAUCAGGCUCCCUAUAAGCCCAAGGGUAUGGUCCUCGGCACCAUGCCCCGUGUUCUGGCCCUCUCGAACGGCAUGGGCGAUCCAAACCGGGACCCCAUCUCCUGGACCUGGGUGGAGGAAGAUGGGAGGAUCCUCGAACACGGCAAGUUUGGCAAUCUGGCUCGAGACGAAGAGCAACGCGAGCUGUUUUCGGAACUGGUCCAGCGCCGGAAACCCGAUGUGAUCGGUAUUUCUGGCUUCUCUGCAGACACGUCCAAACUGAUCAAAGACGUCGAGAACCUGAUCCAUGAGAAAGGAUUGAUGGGACCAGAAUACGAAGACCCCGAGACUAGCGCGUAUCGCCAUGAUCUGCUGGACGUCGUCGUGGUCAAUGAUGAGGUGGCUAGACUGUACAAGGAUAGCCCUCGGGCUGUUGCGGACCAUCCUACUCUGAACCCACUCACACGAUACUGUGUCGCCCUCUGCCGGUAUUUGCAGAAUCCGAUGAAGGAGUACGCCGCUCUUGGCAAGGACAUCACCUCGUUGCUGAUCCACCCCUACCAGCACCUGCUGCCACACGACAAGCUUUACAAGCACCUCGAGACGGCCAUGGUCGAUAUGGUGAAUCUGUGCGGCGUGGACAUUAACGAGGCAGUCAGUGACCCUUACACGGCGCAUCUACUGCCUUAUGUAGCUGGUCUGGGUCCACGGAAGGCGACUCUGGUAAUCAAGGGCAUCAAUGCCAAUGGCGGAGCUGUCAACUCCCGUGACGAGCUGGUUGGAGAUCCCGACGUUGGCAAGCUCCAAGUCCUUGGCCCGCGCGUGUGGAAUAACUGCGCCAGCUUCCUCUUCAUCGAGUACGACACCACCAAUCCUCACUCAGACCCUCUUGACAAUACACGUAUCCACCCAGAAGACUACGAUUUGGCCCGGAAGGUAGCUGCCGAUGCACUGGCGUUGGAUGAAGAAGACGUCAAGGCAGAGACCGACGAGAACGGUGUUGGUGCAAUCGUUCGCAAGCUCUUCAAGGAGGAGGAGCAGGACAAAGUCAACGAACUCAUUCUUGAAGAGUACGCCGAGCAGCUGGAGCGCAAUUACCAACAGCGGAAGCGAGCUACUCUGGAGACGAUCCGGGCAGAACUGCAGGCUCCUUACGAGGAACUGCGCAAGAACUUCGCGCCGCUCUUCGCGGACCAGAUAUUUACCAUGUUGACUGGCGAGACAAGGGACUCGCUCUGCGAGGGCAUGAUCAUCCCCGUCAAUGUCAGGCUCGUAAAGGAUGACUUUGCCAUUGUGAAGCUGGACUGCGGGAUCGAAGGCCGCGUCGAGUCACACGAGGUGUCAAGCCGGCAUUCCAUCAAGGAUGUCCUCCACGUCGGGCAGACGGUUCAGGCGAAGCUUCUCGAGCUGAACCGAAAGGACUUCAUAGGGAAGCUGUCGAUGAGAGAGGACGAACUUCGGCGGCCAUAUCGCAAGCACAGGGACCAUGACAACUCGACAUGGGAUUUCAGGCAGGAAGAUCUCGACAAGGAGGAACUGCGCGAGAAGGACAAGACAACCGGCCGCACGCAGAGGGUGAUCAAGCACCCGCUCUUCAAGCCUUUCAAUAGCACCCAGGCCGAAGAGUACCUGGGCGGGCAGGCGCCCGGCGAGGUGGUUAUCCGGCCAUCAUCCAAGGGGAAUGACCAUCUUGCUAUUACCUGGAAGGUCGCGGAUGGAGUCUACCAGCACAUCGACGUGUUGGAGCUGCAGAAGGAGAACGAGUUCUCGGUCGGCCGCACCCUCCGCGUUGGUGGGAAGUAUACUUACACCGAUCUUGACGAACUGAUCGUGGACCACGUCAAGGCCAUGGCCAAGAAGGUGGAUGAGUUGAUGCAGCACGAGAAGUUCCAGAAGGGCUCCCGCGCAGACCUAGAGAGGUGGCUGACCACCUAUAUGGAUGCCAACCCGAAUCGGUCUACUUAUGCGUUCUGCAUCGACACCAAACACCCUGGUUACUUCUACCUCUGCUUCAAGGCCAAUCGGAGCUCGAGGGUCAACGCCUGGAUGGUCCGGGUAGUACCGCAUGCCUAUGAGUUGAUGAAGAGCCAGUACCCCGACAUGAGGGCGCUCUGCAACGGGUUCAAGAUGAGAUACCAGAGCGAGCUGUUGAAAAUGCAAGCCGGAGGACGAUGAACGGAGGCUGGAUUUGUAACGCACAUUGUUUGUAUACUAUUUAUUGCCUUUGUUCAGCCGUAAGGUAAUCUAAGCGUCUGGGCAGUUUAGGACGGAUGGGCAAGGUUGAGAUUGGACGAUAGCAGACGGGCAGAUGGUUAGAUGCCCCCAGCUGAUUCGCGGAGACGAAAACACGACAAAGAUUACAUGCGCCUGCUUGGUGGCCGCAUGAAGGCCGCGUUGAGGAUCGUGCAGAAUAAAUUUAAGACAUUGAAACAGCCAGUUAAAAGUUGAAAACAGAAA